AUGGCAGUGCCCAUUGGUACGAUCCGAGACCAAUAUUUUGAGUCCCUCUCGGCGGACCCGUCCAACCCACGCUGGAAGUGCGUUCUCUGCGGCAGGCGUACCAUGGCAUACUACGGCAACCACAUGAACACCCCUAAACACCGUCAAGCUGUUGCUCGAUUUGAAGCCCAACAGGCCUCUGCUAAUCUACCACUCCCCGGCCUCAACCCGGACCCUCCGCCCUCACCUGGUCGCCAAACAGGAAUCACCGAGGACAACCCAGUUCGCAGCGAGACACCGGAAAUAGAGGAGGAGGGUGAGCGGCCUCCUUCGCCACUCACCUUCCUCCGCGCGCUCAAGAUCGCAGACGAUAGCGAUUUGGGUAUGUCCGAGCUUGACAUCGACCUUCCCAAACUGGCUGAAGCUCUCACCGCCAUGGAGGACGAAGAUGCCAACGACCAAAUGGACGAAGCUGAAUUGGAAGAAGAAUUAAAGAGCUGUCCUGUCACGGAUGAUGUUGAAUGGUAUCCUUUCAAGAAGAAAGAAGUGUGUUGCCAUAAUGAAAUCAUUUUGCCUAUAUGUGUAGCUGAUAAGUAUUUAUUUGCUUCAGCACUUGGUCGCUUUGUUGCUCAUCGGGUCAACGAGAAGUAUACUGUCGCGUUCGCAAUAUCAUCGCAUCCGUUCCAUAUUACGGAUUUGUGA
This is a messenger RNA of Melampsora larici-populina 98AG31, 681 nucleotides long. RefSeq lists its product as uncharacterized. The record is from RefSeq and is a predicted model, not a curated record. NCBI's taxonomy places the organism in Eukaryota, Fungi, Basidiomycota, Pucciniomycetes, Pucciniales, Melampsoraceae. Bases 1 to 681 code for a protein of 226 amino acids. The transcript is spliced from 2 exons.